Rosa chinensis is the source of this 2546-nucleotide messenger RNA. Its product is annotated as probable inactive receptor kinase At5g67200. Gene Ontology annotation, biological process: protein phosphorylation. The transcript has 2 exons. Lineage: Eukaryota; Viridiplantae; Streptophyta; Magnoliopsida; Rosales; Rosaceae. Gene Ontology annotation, molecular function: ATP binding; protein kinase activity; protein binding. The record is from RefSeq and is a predicted model, not a curated record. The coding region runs from base 310 to 2337 and encodes 675 amino acids.
AGUACACUCCAUACAACUCACAUUUCCAGAAACCCCAAGUUACACUCCAAAUCAAACCCUCAAAUCUUUCACGAUUUUACCCCUAAUCCCUUGUCCUCGGGAUUUUACUUUCACGUGAUUCUGAGCUCUGUCUCAUCCAGACAGCUCCAACUCUCUGCUCUGAUCGUCCUAGCUUUUGUCUUUUAUCACGUACUCUGCUUGCUUGCCUUCUCUGCCCUCUUCUCUCUUUCAUACAUUCACCCCAAAACCCCAAUCAAUGGGCAACUAGCAAAAUAAUACCCAGUUCGUUUUAUACUUGUUUCAGCCACAAUGCUCAUCAACAAAUGGAAACUACCCUCAUUUCCUCUGUUUCUACUAUUCACCUCUGUUUUCCUCUCAUUUUGCACCACCUCAGUUACCAGUUCUUCAGUGAACUCAUCAUCCUCUUCAAACCCCUCAGAUGCUGUUGCGCUUCUUGAUUUCAAAGCAAAAGCUGAUUUGAGCAGCGCACUUCCCUUCUCAAACACCACCCUCCAAUAUUUGUGUCAAUGGGCUGGGAUCGAAUGCGCGAAAUCGAGAGUGGUCCGGUUAGUAAUCCAAGACUUGGAUCUCGGCGGUGUUUUCGCACCGGACACUCUGACCCGCCUGGACCAACUCCGAGUCCUGAGUCUCCAGAAUGACUCGCUCACCGGGCCGGUUCCCGAUCUCUCCGGACUCUUCAACCUCAAAACCCUCUUCCUUGAUCACAACUCAUUCUCCGGUUCUCUUCCGCAUUCCCUCUCCUCUCUCCAUAGGCUUCGAACCCUUGAUUUCUCUUAUAACAACCUCACCGGUCCAUUGCCCGAAUGGCUGAGCGGUCUGAACCGGCUCUACUAUCUCCGCCUCGAGUGGAACCGCUUCAACGGAACCGUCCCGCCUCUGAACCAGUCCUCUCUCCAAACCUUUAACGUCUCCGGAAACAACCUCACCGGCGUCGUACCGGUCACUCCGACUCUCCUCCGCUUCGGACCGUCAUCGUUCUUGUGGAACCCUAGUCUUUGCGGCGAGAUCAUUCGCAUAGAAUGCCACCCAAACGCACCGUUUUUCCGUCCGGCGACUCCGUCUACAGUUCCCACGGCUCCGUCGCCUAGUCGCGCACUCGGGCUGAGAACCGGUCAGGGCGUUGAGUUGACUGAGCCGUGUCACAAGAAGCGCAAGAGAACCGCCGUCCUCAUCGGCUUCUCUUCCGCCGUGUUCGUCCUGAUCUGCUCGAUCCUCUGCUUCGUCCUGGCCGUCAAGAAACAGAGGAAGCACGUCAAAAGGACGGACUUGUCCUCGGACGACGCGGCGGCGGCGCAGGCGGCGGCGGCGGUGCAGAUGGAGCAGGAGGAGCUGGAGCAGAAGGUGAAGAGAGUUCAGGGGAUUCAGGUGGUGAAGAGCGGGAGCUUGUUGUUCUGUGCGGGCGAGGCGCAGGUGUACUCGCUGGACCAGCUGAUGAGGGCGUCGGCGGAGCUUUUGGGAAGAGGGACGCUGGGGUCCACCUACAAGGCGGUGCUGGACAACCGUCUGAUCGUCUGCGUUAAACGGCUGGAUGCUAGUGUGUUGGAGGGUACGGGUAGGGAAGCCUUCGAGAGGCACUUGGAAUCGGUGGGAGCGCUCCGGCAUCCGAACCUGGUUCCGCUCCGAGCUUAUUUUCAGGCCAAAGAAGAGAGGCUCCUCAUCUACGAUUACCAGCCCAACGGCAGCCUCUUCUCCCUCAUUCACGGUUCAAAAUCAACGAGGGCAAAGCCUCUGCACUGGACAUCAUGCUUGAAAAUAGCAGAGGACGUAGCGCAAGGCCUCUCUUACAUCCACCAAGCAUGGAGGCUUGUCCACGGAAAUCUCAAGUCCUCCAACGUGCUACUUGGCUCCGACUUUGAGGCAUGUGUCACUGACUACUGCCUCUCCGUUCUCGCUACUAGUCUUCCGCCAUGGGAGGAGGAGAACCCUGAUUCUGCUGCCUACAAAGCACCAGAGACUCGCCAUUCAAAUCACUCACCAACUCCCAAGUCUGAUGUGUAUGCAUAUGGUAUUUUGCUGGUGGAACUUCUCACGGGGAGGCCUCCGUCGCAGCACUUAGUUUCGGUGCCCCCAAAUGACAUGAUGCAAUGGGUGAGGUCUGUGAGGGAAGAAUCAGAUCAUGAUGGUGGUGGUGGUGGUGAUUCAGAAGAGAGUAGUAAUAAGAUGGGAAUGCUGCUGGAGGUGGCCAUAACUUGUAGAACAGCUUCGCCGGAGCAGAGACCGACUAUGUGGCAGGUUUUGAAGAUGUUGCAGGAGAUUAAAGAGAAUGUGGCCGCGGAUGAAACUGACACCGAGUUAAUGGGAUCAUGUCCUCGCUAGCUCUAGUCACUGCUGCAACAAACUAGGAGUGUAGUAGUAUUCGAUAGAAAUGAAUGAAAGAAAUAGCUAGCUAGAUGAAAACAUGAUAUGCAAUAUUAAUUGUUACUUCUUCUGCCACGGCAUUGUUUUUGUGCUCUGUUCUUCACCUAUCAUGUAUUUUUGUUGGCCAUUUACUCAAGUUAAUGCGAUAUUAAUUGUCACUUUAGUUC